AUGUCUCUUUCAGAUCCAUCUAGUCUCAGGCCGAUUCCUGAUGCAACAGAUCUCGAUGAGCCGGUUCUGUUUUCCUCCCUUUAUGAAAUGGGACAGAGACUAGGAAUGGGAGGUUUCGGCACUGUGUUUAAGGGGACUCGCAAAUCUGAUGGCCAGCAGGUUGCCAUCAAGAUCAUUCCUAAGUAUAAGGAGGAUGAUUAUAUUGUUAUUCCUGGCUAUUCCAAGCCACUGGUUAUGGAAGUGGUUCUAAAUCUGCGAGUGAAAAACUCUCCGAGUCCAAGCCAGGACAUUGUCCAGAUGCUGGACUGGUUUGAAGAGGAACAUCAUCACAUCCUCAUCUUGGAGCAUCCACAACCCUGCGAGACCUUGCUCAGUUUCCUCAAGCUCAACGGGCCUCGCUUGGAUGAAAAUCAAGCACGUCCCUUAAUGCUCCAGGUAGUCCAUGCAGCGAGACACUGCAUGGGCCGAGGUGUUGCUCACAAUGACAUCAGGGUGGAUAAUAUCCUGGUCAAUACAGAGACGCUGCAGCUCAAACUGAUAGACUUUGGCUGUGGAGGACUUAUUGAAGGUUGGGAUGAUGAAGACAACCAAUACAGAGGAUAUGUCGUGCCAGAGCUUUACGUGGAGCACAAAAUCGCGCUCAGAGAGACAGUGUUGUCUCUGGAUGAUCCAGACGAAACACCGACGCUAGAGCAGCUGGUAGAACAUGAGUGGUUUAAGCAGGAAGGGAGUCAGGUAGAGUAA
Rhinichthys klamathensis goyatoka is the source of this 744-nucleotide messenger RNA. RefSeq names its product serine/threonine-protein kinase pim-3-like. Gene Ontology annotation, molecular function: protein serine/threonine kinase activity; ATP binding. Gene Ontology annotation, cellular component: cytoplasm. The coding region runs from base 1 to 744 and encodes 247 amino acids. The transcript is spliced from 5 exons. The record is from RefSeq and is a predicted model, not a curated record. Gene Ontology annotation, biological process: protein autophosphorylation; negative regulation of apoptotic process; regulation of mitotic cell cycle. Lineage: Eukaryota; Metazoa; Chordata; Actinopteri; Cypriniformes; Leuciscidae.